Diachasma alloeum is the source of this 1881-nucleotide messenger RNA. RefSeq names its product aldehyde dehydrogenase, mitochondrial (gene Aldh). Gene Ontology annotation, molecular function: aldehyde dehydrogenase (NAD+) activity. The transcript is spliced from 4 exons. Bases 158 to 1690 code for a protein of 510 amino acids. The record is from RefSeq and is a predicted model, not a curated record. NCBI's taxonomy places the organism in Eukaryota, Metazoa, Arthropoda, Insecta, Hymenoptera, Braconidae.
UGUGUCCGUGGGGUGUCCGCCGACGUUGUCGCGCCGGUAUAUAGUCACAUAUCAGAAAACAUUCGCUGAUUUAUCGCAGUUUAUCGGCGCACAUCGGCCUGUGUCUCCUGAAUGUGAAAAAGUUCAGUCCCAUAAUCGUCAAACGAAUUAAAGAAUCAUGUUGCGUCUCAUGAGGAGGGUCCAGCCCUUGAGGGCGUACUCAUCAGCUGCCCUCCCGGCUCCGGAAACCAACCCCUCGAUAAUGUACUGUGGGAUAUUCAUAAACAACGAAUGGCGCAAAUCCGAGUCUGGCAGGACAUUCGAAACGAUAAACCCCUCCACCGGGGAGGUAAUCGCCGAAGUCCAGGAAGGAGAUGCUGCGGACGUCGACGUAGCUGUGCAGGCAGCCAGGAAGGCAUUUCGCCUUGGUUCCCCAUGGAGAACGAUGGACGCCUCUCAACGCGGGGUCCUCCUGAACAAACUAGCCGACCUCAUCCACCGAGAUCGAACGUACCUGGCGUCCCUAGAGACACUUGACAAUGGAAAACCGUAUUCUGCAUCUUACGGGUUCGAUGUGCCCGCCAGUGCUGGGGUCCUGCGGUAUUUCGCUGGUUGGGCUGACAAAAACCAUGGGAAGGUCAUCCCCAUGGACGGAAAUUUCAUGGCGUACACGAGGCAUGAGCCUGUUGGCGUCUGCGGUCAGAUCAUCCCCUGGAACUUUCCACUGCUGAUGAUGGCCUGGAAGAUCGCCCCAGCUCUCGCCACUGGGAACACCAUCAUCCUGAAACCUGCUGAGCAGACACCACUCACUGCUCUGUACCUAGCACAACUGGCUAAGGAGGCUGGCUUCCCUCCUGGAGUCCUCAAUGUUGUGCCUGGAUUUGGACAGGCUGGGGCUGCUAUCGUGGCUCAUAAUGACGUCGACAAGGUCGCUUUCACUGGCUCCACUGAGGUGGGAAAACUCGUCAAACAGGGGGCUGCCAUGAGCAAUCUGAAGAGAACUAGCUUGGAGCUGGGGGGAAAGUCACCCAACAUCAUAUUCAAGGAUGCUAAUCUCGAUUAUGCUGUUGAAACCGCACAUUUUGGACUGUUUUUCAAUAUGGGCCAGUGCUGCUGCGCUGGCUCCAGGACUUUUGUUGAGGAUGACAUCUACGAUGAGUUCGUGGAGAAGAGUGUCAAGAGGGCCGAGAAGAGGAUGGUUGGGAAUCCUUUUGAUCUUAAUAUUGAGCAUGGGCCACAGGUUGAUGAGGAACAAAUGAACAAAAUUCUCUCUAUGAUUGAGAGUGGAAAAUCACAAGGCGCCAAAUUGGAGACUGGGGGCACCAGAAUAGGGGACAAGGGAUACUUCGUCGCCCCAACAGUUUUUGCUGAUGUUCAGGACGACAUGACUAUUGCUCGCGAAGAAAUUUUCGGUCCUGUACAGCAGAUUCUCAAGUUCAGUCAGAUUGAUGAAGUCAUUCAUCGUGCUAAUAAAACUGAUUAUGGUCUCGCAGCUGCUGUGUUUACUAAAGACAUUGAUAAGGCGAAUCAUUUGAUUCAGGGCCUGAGAGCUGGCACUGUUUGGGUCAAUACUUAUAACGCUCUGUCAUCCCAAAUGCCUUUCGGUGGUUACAAAAUGUCAGGACAAGGAAGGGAAUGCGGUGAAUAUGGACUCGAGGCUUACACAGAAGUGAAAAGCGUCAUCAUGAAGGUCCACGAGAAGAACAGUUAAAUACCUCAAACUACAAAAAAAUUGUACAAAGUCGUAUUUCCGAUAUGAAAUACUCAGAUAUUUACAAGUGUUGCACAAUACGAGAUUUUUCAUAGAUAUUUUUUUAAUUUCUAGUUCUUAUAAAAGAUACAUUGUUCCAACGAUUGGUGCUCGAAUCACAAUUCCGGUAGAAUAAAAAUGAUGAAAAUGAA